AUCUGCAAAGACUGUACAACUAUCCAAAUUAGAGACGUCAAGAAUGCAGCUUCCUCUAUACUGACGUUCUAACUGAAAAGUGUCAGGAUUUUCCCUUUACGUAACUGCAAACUGUUGUUUUUACAAAUGCGAUUAAAAUCAGUUUCUACACAAUUAUAUCGCUAUUACACAUCUAGUUUUUGGAAAUUCUCCAACUAUCCUAGUAGAUGUUUGUAUACAUAUCCGUCGAGUACUCGCAGAGUCCUUUGCAGUUUGAACACAAUCCAGCCUAAAAUCUUUUGUUGUUCAGACACUAUAACUAAUCCAAAAUCAACACUGCCAGCUGCUGUCACAUCAGAUAACUCUGAAUUGUCAGAUGUUCAAGAUGAAAUCAAAGGAAAGAUGUACAUUGAAUUCACAUGCAAGAAGUGCGCUACUCGGUCAAGUAAAUAUUUUUCUAAGUUGGCUUAUGAAAAAGGCAUAGUUAUUAUUCGUUGUGACGGGUGCCAGAGUCUGCAUCUAAUUGCUGAUAACCUGGGAUGGAUUAAAGACAAACAUUGGAAAUUAGAGGAUUGCGUAAAGGUUAAUAAAAAAUCAGUAUGUAUAGCUUAAAUGGACAUUUUAAGACAGAAACUACUGUGAUCAAGUUGAUUAAGCUUUACUUAUGUACAUCUGUAAGAACACACCACCCAACAAGAUCAGUCUCCUCAGUCAAUGUAUCUUGAACUCAUAUUUACAUUGUACAGUGUAAAUAGAAUAAUAAUAAAAUCCCUGAAGUUUUGCUGAUUCUGAGCCAUAUCACUCAACGUCUUCAUCCGUUUAUCCCAGUUAUCGCGAGGACCCCAACCAGGUAGUCUACAUUUACCGACAUAUGUUAGACUGACAGUCGAUGGCUUUAUUGACUGAUGUUAUGUUUUCGACUUGGUUGCCACUAUCUUUACUUCAACCUACUCCUAUACCAGGUAGGGGGUGGUUGGACAUGCAUAAUACAUGUCUCAGUCACAGUAAAUAAAGACCCACGGCUUCAAUGGAUUCGCCACUUUUCAUCUUACCUCGAGACUGUUUAUUCUAUACUCUCAUGAUCCAUGAGCAAUGCUUCAAGGAUACAAUCAAAAACUUGUAGUCUACUCAUGUCUUGUUACCAUGAAUCACGUUU
This is a messenger RNA of Schistosoma curassoni, 1135 nucleotides long. Lineage: Eukaryota; Metazoa; Platyhelminthes; Trematoda; Strigeidida; Schistosomatidae. The record is from the annotation of a GenBank genome assembly.